Capra hircus (goat) is the source of this 1878-nucleotide messenger RNA. It is a transcript of the gene NR2E1, whose product is annotated as nuclear receptor subfamily 2 group E member 1. Gene Ontology annotation, molecular function: zinc ion binding; nuclear receptor activity; RNA polymerase II cis-regulatory region sequence-specific DNA binding. The coding region runs from base 1 to 1239 and encodes 412 amino acids. The transcript is spliced from 10 exons. Gene Ontology annotation, biological process: negative regulation of transcription by RNA polymerase II; cell differentiation; anatomical structure development. Lineage: Eukaryota; Metazoa; Chordata; Mammalia; Artiodactyla; Bovidae. The record is from RefSeq and is a predicted model, not a curated record.
AUGCAAGAGCAAGGGAGGGAGGCGGCCAAACUUUCCGCGGAGCAGAAAGGCAGCAGCGGGCCGCGCUGCCGCCCCGGCCUGCUCUUCGGUGCUAAUCCCUUCGGAGGCCGUAUUUUAGAUAUUCCCUGUAAAGUGUGUGGCGACCGAAGCUCGGGGAAACACUACGGGGUCUACGCCUGCGACGGCUGCUCGGGGUUUUUCAAACGAAGUAUCCGAAGGAAUAGGACGUAUGUCUGCAAGUCUGGAAACCAGGGAGGCUGCCCGGUGGACAAGACUCACAGAAACCAGUGCAGGGCGUGUCGGCUGAAGAAGUGUUUGGAAGUCAACAUGAACAAAGAUGCCGUGCAGCAUGAGCGGGGCCCUCGGACGUCCACCAUCCGCAAGCAGGUGGCCCUCUACUUCCGUGGACACAAGGAAGAGAACGGAGCGGCUGCGCACUUCCCCUCCGCCGCACUGCCGGCGCCGGCGUUCUUCACCGCGGUCACGCAGCUGGAUCCCCACGGCCUGGAGCUGGCUGCCGUGUCAGCCACCCCGGAGCGCCAGACACUUGUGAGCCUGGCUCAGCCCACGCCCAAGUAUCCCCAUGAAGUGAAUGGGACCCCAAUGUAUCUCUAUGAAGUGGCCACAGAGUCAGUGUGUGAAUCAGCUGCCAGGCUUCUAUUUAUGAGCAUCAAGUGGGCUAAGAGUGUGCCAGCUUUCUCCACGCUAUCUUUGCAAGACCAGCUGAUGCUUUUGGAAGAUGCUUGGAGAGAACUGUUUGUUCUAGGAAUAGCACAAUGGGCCAUUCCGGUUGAUGCUAACACUCUACUGGCUGUAUCUGGCAUGAAUGGUGACAACACAGAUUCCCAGAAGCUGAACAAGAUCAUAUCUGAAAUACAGGCUUUACAAGAGGUGGUGGCUCGGUUUAGACAACUCCGGUUAGAUGCUACCGAAUUUGCCUGUCUAAAAUGCAUCGUCACUUUCAAAGCUGUUCCUACACACAGUGGUUCUGAACUGAGAAGUUUCCGGAAUGCUGCCGCCAUUGCAGCUCUUCAAGACGAGGCUCAGCUAACUCUCAACAGCUACAUCCAUACCAGAUACCCCACUCAACCUUGUCGCUUUGGAAAACUCCUGUUACUUUUGCCAGCUUUACGUUCUAUUAGCCCAUCAACCAUAGAGGAAGUGUUUUUCAAAAAAACCAUCGGCAAUGUGCCAAUUACAAGACUGCUUUCAGAUAUGUACAAAUCCAGUGAUAUCUAAGCUCUCCAAGUCCCCACUUUUCAGGAUGGAACAGUAUCUGAUGAACUUCAACCCACGGAGAACAAACCUCAACUAACAAACCCUUCAGGAAGCAUAAACCUGGGAAUGUGUAGCCUUCAGAAAAGAAAUGUCAAUUGACACAAAACGAUUCCAGUAGCUCUGACCUGCUGCCUCACCCAGGGUAGGGCGGCCUGGAAGGAAAGGGGUGUAGAAGGACCGCCUGAGCAGAGGGACUCACUGCUGCCAUGCCCUGGGAGGGGGCCGAAUUUGGGGUUGCCAUAGGCCGUGCCAUUCUGCCUCUUACCUGGAAGAUCAGGCUGAACUACCAAUAGCUGAAAUAUAAGUAGAACUUUCUUUUCCCUUUUAGCAUAUAAAGUUGGGUAACCAAAUAUAGCUCUGUGUAUAACAUCAUACAGCAGCCUUCAGAACUAUUUUAUGUUGAAGAAUUUAUUUUAAAAAUAAUGGUUAGGUUUUAAAUCAAAAGUUUUAUCAAAAGUUUCCCUUCUAUUGUACUGCAUCAUAAAGUGGCCUUCAGAACUGAAUUAAUAUGUGAAGGGUAGCUUAUGCUGUGAGAUUUGCUUUUUCUCUUUCUUUUUCCUUUCUUUCUUGCUUCCUCCUCCUUCUCCUUCCCUUCUCUCU